CGCCCCUCGUAGAAGUAAUCGACAUCUUCUAUAUUCAAUGCACACAUAGAGAAGCAUGGCCGGGCCGGUGCGGCAACCUAUUGAUCUGGCCUCCCUGGAGCGCUACAUCGACAAUAAUGUGCCAGAAAUCAAAACUCCGCUUGAAUUGAAGCAGUUUGGCUUCGGUCAAUCGAACCCUACCUACCAGAUCACGGACUCCGCAGGUACAAAAUAUGUUGUUCGCAAGGCUCCGCCUGGCCGGCUCCUCAGUAAGACGGCUCACCGAGUUGAUCGAGAGUACCGCAUUAUCAGCGCACUGGGUCCGACAGACGUACCUGUACCAAAAGCAUACUGCUUGUGUGAGGAUGUCAGUGUCAUUGGCACACCGUUCUAUAUAAUGGAAUUUUUGGACGGGCGAAUGGUGACAGAGCCGCAUUUCCCGGAUUGCAGCCCAGAAGAGAGACUUGAGAUGUGGCGCGAUGCUGUACGGACACUGGCCAAGUUCCAUCGGGUAGAUAUCAACAAGGCUGGACUAUCAGGUUUCGGCCGACAUGGAGAUUUCUAUGACCGUCAAUUGAAGACGUUCGGUACGCUAUCAAAGACACAAGCAUUGGCCGAGGACGUGGAGACAAAGAAGCCCGUUGGGGAUAUACCUCAUUUUGAUGACAUGGUUGCUUUCUUCAAGCAAAAGUCCAAACAGCCCAAAGACAGAUCAACUUUGAUCCACGGCGAUUAUAAAAUUGACAAUCUGGUCUUUCACAAGACCGAACCCCGAGUCAUCGGUAUUCUUGACUGGGAAAUGGCAACCAUCGGACAUCCACUGUCAGAUUUUGUCAAUCUGACUGCUCCAUGGGUCUGGGCAGGAAAAGUCAGUGGUUCUGCACAUUCGAACAAGGGGAGUGAGGCCUUCAAGGCAGGUGCUACUCCAGGUCUUCCCUCCUUGGACCAAUGUAUACAGUGGUAUGCUGAAGUGUCUGGCUAUGAUCCGCGAUUGGAGCUGGCAUGGGGCAACGCCUUUGGAGGUUUCAGAGGCGCCAUCAUCAUGCAAGGUAUAGCUGCGAGAUAUGCGCGGCGCCAGGCAAGUGGCACGACGGCCAAGAACUACGCCGAACAAAUGGCCCCUUGUGGCGAGUGGGCCUAUAGUCUGGUGAAGAAGUUGGAGGACACGUCAGAUGGGAAGGCAAAGCUAUGAACCGUCAGCGUGAGGAUGAGUUUGGUUGGCGAGCCCGUCCAAAGGAAUAGGUCGUGAGCGGCGCGUGGCACUUAUUGCAGCAGCCUGUUCGCUUGGAUUAUGGAAUACGGCCAGUCAAUGUACAUACGUCCUAGAGCCAGACUAAAAAUCAUAGGAACCAACAGGCUGUUGCAGUAAAUCUCGUCUUGAGUUCCA
Molecule: messenger RNA, 1366 nt
Organism: Exophiala xenobiotica
Lineage: Eukaryota; Fungi; Ascomycota; Eurotiomycetes; Chaetothyriales; Herpotrichiellaceae
Exons: 3
Coding region: 56-1171 (371 amino acids)
Source: RefSeq, a predicted model, not a curated record